AUGACAGCGCACACGCGAAGUGGGCCAGCCAAUCAGAGGCGUCCGGCAAAGCUGCGUGUCCUUUCUGCCCCGCUCGCAACCUGCACUGACGCCGGUGACCACGGAGUAUCCGCCCAGCAGGACUGCGAGGGAGCGCCGCCGGACUGCGGCGUCAGACUAUCGCAGCGGUGCAUCUCCUCGGAUUGGCGUCCUCGCGCCCCUCGCCGCUCCCCUCCCGCCCCGCACGGCUGCAGCCCGCCGACCAUGGCCCUGGUGACUCUGCAGCGCUCCCCCACCCCAAGUGCAGCAUCCCCGGCCAACAGCAGCGCGGGGGAGGAUUUCGGAAGUGAUGAUGACAGGAAAAAUAAUCAGAGGGUGAAGGAUAGGAGCAGCAGGAUGCAUCUAGUCGUGAGAUCUCCGCAUAGAACCGUGUUCGCCGUGCUGCCUCGCUUUGUGGAGAAAGCUGCUCUGACUCAGACGGAGAUCUGCCGCAUCCUCAGUGAGAGCUUCUUCAUGGUCAAAGGGGCCGCCCUCUUCCUCCAGCAGGGCGGCAAUGCGCAAGAACCAAAGACUCCAACCCACCACAAACAUGCAGGUGAUUUGCCCCAACACCUCCAGGUCAUGUUUAAAAUCCUCCGGUCUGAAGAUCGCAUCAAGCUGGCUGUGCGGUUAGAGAGCAGUUGGUCGGAUCGAGUGCGUUACAUGGUUGUUAUCUACACCAAUGGCCAUCAGGACACGGAGGAAAAUAUUGUCCUAGGCAUGGAUUUUACAGAAAAGGACAGUAAAAACUGCUCCAUUGGGAUGGUGCUGCCGUUGUGGAGCGAUACCAACAUACAUUUGGACGGGGAUGGAGGCUUCAGUGUGAACACAGGAGGGCGGUCACAUGUCUUCAAGCCUGUAUCUGUGCAGGCCAUGUGGUCUGCCCUGCAGGUCCUCCACAAAGCGUGCGAGGUGUCACGCAGGUUCAACUACUACCCAGGGGGCAUCGCUCUCACAUGGAUGGCCUUCUAUGAGAGCUGCAUCACCUCUGAGCAAAGCUUCAUCAAUGAGUGGAAUGCCAUGACUGAUCUGGAGACCACACGCUCCGAUUCUCCCAACAUGUUCGACGACCGGCCAACUGAGCGGGAGAGAACCGAGUGCCUCAUUAAAGCCAAACUUCGCAGCAUCAUGAUGUUUCGGGACCUGGAGAAUAUCACCUCGAAGGAGAUCCGUAACGAGUUGGAGCAGCACAUGAGCUGCAACCUCAAAGAGUACAAGGAGUUCAUAGACAAUGAGAUGCUUUUGAUCCUUGGUCAGAUGGAUAAGGCCACACUCAUCUUUGACCAUGUUUAUUUGGGCUCUGAGUGGAACGCCUCCAACCUCGAGGAACUUCGUAACUGCGGAGUCGGUUACAUUCUGAAUGUUACCAGAGAGAUUGACAACUUCUUCCCGGGGAUGUUUUCCUAUCACAACGUCCGUGUGUUCGACGAGGAGGCGACCGACCUGCUCGCCCACUGGAACGACACCUACAAUUUUAUCGUCAAAGCCAGGAAGAAUAACUCCAAGUGCCUGGUGCACUGCAAGAUGGGGGUCAGUCGGUCUGCUUCCACAGUUAUUGCGUAUGCAAUGAAAGAGUACGGCUGGCCCCUGGAAAAAGCCUACAACUUCGUCAAGCAGAAGCGGAGUAUAGCUCAGCCAAACACCAGCUUCAUGAGGCAGCUAGCAGAGUACGAAGGGAUCCUUGACGCAAGCAAACAGCGUCACAACAAGCUGUGGAGGCCCGGCACUGACGAGGAGGGGUCGGAUGAAGCGUCGGGCCACUGCACAGGCGGAGAAGAGACGCCGGUGCUCCGAGAGGAGGAAGCCUGGGGGGGCUGCGGGGCGUCGCCCUGCCGGGGGAUGGGUCUGGAGAUGGAGCCCCUGGACUCGCUCAACUACAACUACUACUUCAGGCGCCUCUCGGACUCCGCCCUGGACAGCGAGCCCUCCACCCCGGUGCGAGGGCCGCCUCUGCUUGGCAUGGAGAGGGUUUUCAUCGAGAUCGAAGACGUGGAGCGAGACGCCCUGCUGGAGGACGAGGGCUUCCCCAUGGCUCACCUGACCCUGCCCGGAGAGGGCACGGCGGCCCAGACCUGCGGGCGCCUGGAUCCCAUGGAGGACAUGAGGCUCAGGCUGGAGUUCAGCACGCUGGAGGAAGAGGAUGAGGAAGAGGCCAAGAAGGAGGAAGCCGAGAUGGCCGCCUUGGCUCAAACGCCUGGGAAUUCAGAGGGCAGGAAGGCAGGGGAGGAGGCUGAGAGGAGUGAGGAGAGCCGGUUGGGCUUAGCCAACCUGAACACCAACAACAGCAACCGGCUGGCUGCCAAGCGCAGCUGUCCCGCAGCCUUUGACGACAGUUCUAGUACAGGAAACCCUUUAAAAGUGAAGCCCUCCUAUCAGUCCUGUAAAGACUGCAUGCGUCUUCCACAAGGACGGCGCUAUGACCGCCCGGCGGGAGGCCGGUCCCACCGCUUUAACCCCUCCCGCCACUGCACUGUCCCCUCUAUAUGCAUUGAUCCGCCCGGGACGCACUUCGCCCCCCCCCCCGUCCUGCAGCCCCUGGCCAGCCCCGCUGCCCUGCCGCCCACUCUGCUCCAGCCCUGCGACCACCUCUACCACUGCACCACCUGCACCCUCGGUGGCCCGCCUGCGCCUGAAACGGGCCACCAGAAACGUUUCUCCCCCAUGAGCUGCGAAGACUCGCCUCCCGAAAGCACAGAGAACAUGGACGGGCCGCAGGGCGGCGGCGGGGGAGAGCAGACACUGAGACGCAGCGGCCAGGCCACCGAUGUCCCGGAUGCAGAGGGUUUCAAGUUGCAAGGUGGUGGUGAUGGUGGUUGUGGUGGUGGGGGUGGGGGGGUCCAGCUGCAGGAGCAGGCGCUGACCCAGCUGCACAUGCCCGGACUGGGACUACAGUUUGGCCUCGAACUGAUGCGGCAGAGGGCCGAGCAGCUGGACAAGCUCCCCGACGUGGGCGUGGAGGGCCAGUUCCCGUCUGACAUAACAGAGCAGGUGACUGCAGAGGGAGACGUCUCCCAGACGGAGCAGAGUCCCGCAGGACGGCGGCAGGCAGAGGAGAGCCCAAACAGGGUGACAGCCAUGGGCCAGAAGCUGGAGAAGCUUUCGGAGAAGGAUGAGGAGUCGCUUGAUAACUCAGACUGGUCUGAGCAAACUGGAGACACGCAUCAGUCAGAGGUUGCAGAGUGUGAUGAACGCAAGCAUGAGGACGAUGGAAGGUUUGCAGCCCAGCAGAGUGCUGGCGGGAUUAGCGGGAUCGGAACCAGCAUCUCAGCCAGUGAGCACCAAGGGGAGCUCACAGUCACUCCUGCACGUACAGACCCCCAAACCCAGCAGCCAAUCAGACCUCUUGGUCGGCAGGAGCCCCCUCUGAACGCCAGAGGAGAGCGCGUGGGUGGAGACAGGGGGAGAGUCCCUCGAACUGUGAGAGAGUCAAAAACAGCCCCGAGCCCUAAGGAGACAAGAGACGCUUCACCCAAAAAGAGAGGCUCUGAGAACAGAGCCCUAGCCUGGACUGGGACUACAGCCAUGGAAGGGCAGGGGAGUCGGAAUGCAUCCCAAACUGACCACAGCGGGCCGGGUCCUAAUACCCACACCGGCAGUGCAACAACAACCUUCAGUCCCACCAAUGAGGACGACUUUGUGGUGCUGGAGAGGGAUGGCACCUGGAUAUCGCCCGAUGCAGAAAGCAGCGCUGUUGGGGGCCAAAAGAACAGGGGAGUAGAGGAGCACCCCUAUGAAACCUGCAAGGACAGCCCGCCUCCACUGUCCAGGGACGGUUCUCAAGAGGAGAGUUAUAGCAGAGCAAAGUCUGGGAACGCCGGGGCACGUGCUGAGAGUUCACCCGCAGGCUGUUUUGAGAAAGAAAUGGGUCGCCAUUUGGCUGAAGUGACAGGCAGCAGGUGUCGGCUAAAUGAGGUAAGUCAUGUCGGAGAGACAACUGGCAGAGGAGUGGUAGCAGAGAGGGAGCAAGAUCUCUCCGCUAGGCAGAAGCAGGAGUCCAGAUUACCGGGAGACAUGUCAAGAACUCACGAGGGAGAAACACAACCGCCGCAACCAGCCGACCGGUGCCGCCAGAGCAGGUUUGCGGGAGCUGUCUCCAAGAGGGCCAGAGCAGGAGUCGGGGCCAGUCUCUUAACAUGUGCCAGGAGAGCCGACAGCCAAGAGAUCGAGGAACUCGUAAAUUCUCGACCUUUGCAGGCGUCGACUCCUCCUUCUGUGACACCACAGCCACAAGACAACCGCUCCCUCACGCUGGGACAAAGCGACGUGAUGGCCUAUCCUCCUCUGGCAGGAAACAAUAGCCAGGAUGAAAAGAUCCAGGUUGCCGGCUUAAAGAAGGAGAGUGGGCUUGUUUGCUUGACUGCUGGUGUCACACCUCCACCUACCGCGCAUCCGUUGCCUUGCAAAGACACGGCCCCGGCAGGCUCUGGCAAUUCAUCAGCCGGGACGGAUCCAACAUCCGAUCCCUGCUAUCCUAAAGAUGAGCCGAGGCCGGCAGAAAGGCCAAAGGUCAAAGGUCCACCUCCUCCUGUUCCCAAAAAACCAAAGAACCCGUUUAUAAAACUUAAAACAGCCCAGUUAAUGUCCACUGAUGUGAAAAGAAGAGGCAAGGAUAACCUGCGCUCUGAGGAAAAGGUGAAAAGGAGGCAUACAUUUCAUUUUAACAAAGACCUUCCAAACCGCGCUGGAGGUAAUCAGGACAUGUGCUCGCUGUGGGACGAGAGGGGCGCUUACACCACACCAGCUAGCAACCGCAGACUGUCAGUCGACCUCAGUCCUUGGGAGCAUCUUUCUCUUGGGCACAUGGAUGACCGUUAUGGAGAUAUGAUUGAUUUUGAAUAUUGUGCAAAAUUAGAUGAACUUUCUCCCGUGGAGGAGACGCGAGACUUGGAUAUGACGCAAAGAAGGAUCUUUCUAGAUCGACGGUCCAGACGUAAAUGGUCGCCCCCAAAUCCUUCCGCUUCUACAGAAACGAUUCAUAUACCUGAGGUUGCGUCAGAUGAGGAAACUGAAAGCUCAAAACCUGCCUUUUUCAGUAAAAGAGAGCUUCCACCAGAAAGAGCACGCUACCGCAGUAGCAACAGCCUCGGCGACCUCAGAAACACUAUGGAUCAAAGUAGAGAUGAGAGAGAUGAAGGAAGGGAUAGCGAGGUGGGCUCCUACAAGCCCGUGGCAGAAAUUAUCAGAGAGACUAACCAAAUGCAGAGGCAGAAGGGCCGGGUCAAGCCCGAGGGGAUCAAGCCUCAGGUGCGUGUGGCCGAGCAGAGCCCCAGUGUGAAGGUGUCGCAAAUGAAGAGCAACUUCGACGUCCCAAAAAGAUCCAAGGAGAGGCCGGCAGAAGUGCAAGCACCUCCAAAAAAAGAUUUAGGAGAUAUGUUGCGGCGAGUCGUGCGACAGAGCAAGUUUCGUCAUGUGUUCGGUCAGGCUGUGAGGAACGACCAGUGCUACGAUGACAUCCGGGUGUCCAGGGUGACAUGGGACAGCUCCUUCUGUGCUGUCAACCCCAAGUUUGUUGCCAUCAUCAUAGAUGCUAGCGGAGGAGGGGCUUUUCUGGUUCUUCCUCUACACAAGACCGGCCGCAUAGACAAGGUUUACCCGACAGUGUGUGGUCACACGGGCCCGGUGCUGGACAUCGACUGGUGUCCUCAUAAUGACCAUGUCAUAGCUAGCGGCUCGGAGGACUGCACGGUCAUGGUCUGGCAGAUCCCUGAAAACGGUCUGGAGACCUCGCUGUCAGAGCCCGUGGUCGUGUUAGAGGGCCACUCCAAACGGGUGGGCAUUGUGUCUUGGCACCCCACCGCUCGCAACGUCCUGCUGAGCGCAGGGUGCGACAACCAGAUCAUCAUCUGGAAUGUGGGCACGGGAGAGGCCAUGAUCAACCUGGAAGACAUGCACCCUGAUGUUAUCUUUAGUGUCAGCUGGAGUCGCAAUGGCAGCCUGCUGUGCACCGCCUGCAAGGACAAGAAGGUCCGCGUCAUUGACCCCCGCAAGAAGAAAAUUGUGACGGAGAAGGACAAAGCUCACGAGGGAGCUCGACCAAUGAGGGCGAUCUUUUUAGCAGACGGAAACAUUUUCACCACUGGAUUCAGCCGCAUGAGCGAGCGCCAGCUAGGCCUGUGGAAAUCUGAUAACAUGGACGAGCCGAUAUGCGUUCAAGAGAUGGACACCAGUAAUGGAGUUCUGCUGCCCUUCUAUGACCCUGACACCAGCAUAGUCUAUCUGUGUGGAAAGGGCGACAGCAGCAUUCGGUACUUUGAGAUCACUGACGAGGCGCCGUUUGUUCACUACCUCAACACCUUCUCCACGAAGGAGCCACAGCGAGGCAUGGGAUACAUGCCCAAGAGGGGUCUGGAUGUCAACAAAUGUGAAAUCGCAAGGUUUUACAAAUUGCAUGAGAGAAAAUGUGAACCGGUCAUCAUGACAGUCCCACGGAAGUCGGAUCUGUUCCAGGACGAUCUGUAUCCAGACACAGCUGGCCCUGAUCCGGCCCUGGAAGCAGAGGAGUGGUUCGCCGGCAAGAACGGAGGCCCCAUCCUGAUCUCCCUCAAAGACGGCUACGUCUCCACAAAGAGCCGGGACCUGAAAGUGGUCAAGACAAACAUCCUGGAGAGCAAGCCGGCCACUAAAGUAGAAAACAUCUCGACCAUCAAGAAGCAUGUUACUCCACAGUCCUCAGCAAAAAUGGAAGACAAACUGGAAGAGGUGCUCCGAGAGUUCAAGUCACUCAGGGACCGGGUCAUCCUUCAAGACCGUCGGAUCGCCAGACUGGAAGAGCAGGUCGCCAAGGUGGCCAUGUAAGAGAGACAGCCUUCCCAGGACCACCUGGUUGUUCAGGAGAGAAGCAAUUGAAUGGAGUCAGCCGUGGCCAAAUUCUUAAGAUUCGGCUUCACUGAGCUUGGCGUUGUCCCUGUGAUGAGACCAAGCCCACAUUCCAAGAUAAACUUUCAUGUUGUUCAUCAAAAGCGGCCUGUUUCCCACUCAGCCCUGACACACACACACACACACACACAUGCAGAGAAGGUCAAACUCCCACAGAAAAGGUAAAACUUGCAGCUCGCGUACACAAUAGAGAGACAUUUUUGUUGAAGGAAGUCUUAAAAGUUUGUUUUGUUUUUUUUCUAUUCAAAUUGUGGUAAAACAUUCUUACGUGAAGUUUGUACCUACUGCUCAAAAAACUGUAUGUAGCAUCAGUAUUUCCAUCCUUCUUUUUGUGUUGCCAAAUAUGAAUUGUGUGCGGUUUCGUGCACUGCUUUUACAUUUUGCUUUUUCUCCUGUUGUACAUUCCAUCCACCACCUGGUAGAACAAUAGUCAAGCUGGAUUUUUCUCUUUUUAAACAAAUAGCUGUCGAACUGUUUUCUUCCCACCACCCUGCUCAGUGACUCCCAUCAGAUUUAUGAAUGUGGAAGAAACUCUUCUAGACAUUUUUGUUCCGGUUCAUCUGGGCGUAACGUUAAGGUUUUAAAGGGGACGGGUGG
Messenger RNA from Menidia menidia (Atlantic silverside), 7491 nucleotides. NCBI's taxonomy places the organism in Eukaryota, Metazoa, Chordata, Actinopteri, Atheriniformes, Atherinopsidae. The record is from the annotation of a GenBank genome assembly.